GGAUACAGUUCCCUCCUCCGCUGCGAAAUCACCGCGCACGCGCAGAUCGUUCUACAGCCCAGAGAGGUUGCUGUCAUGGCGGCCGCCACGCGUGUGCUCCGGAAAGACAUCAGCCCGUCUUUAGUGGUGAUUCUAGGAGCCACGGGAACUGGCAAAUCCAAACUGGCUAUCGAGAUCGGGAAAAGGCUUGAUGGGGAAAUUAUAAGCGCCGAUUCCAUGCAGGUUUACAAAGGGCUGGACAUCAUCACCAAUAAGGUUACAGAGGAGGAGCAAGCCCAGUGUCGCCAUCACAUGAUCAGCUUUGUGGAUCCAUUGGUUAGCGGAUACACAGUGGUGGACUUCAGGAACAAGGCUCUGUCUCUCAUCGAGGACAUGCAUCGUCAGAAAAAGCUGCCCAUCAUAGUUGGAGGCACGAAUUACUACAUUGAGUCUAUUUUAUGGAAAGUGCUCAUCGACACUGGGCAGGGGAGUGACGCAGUGUCAGAAAAGGUUGGAACUUGUGAAUCAAGGGUGGAGCUUGAGAAACUGGGAGGUCCUGAGCUUCUCAGACAGUUGAAUCCUGAUCCUGACAUGGCAGCCAUAUUGCACCCUCAUGAUGCACGCAAGAUCGCAAGGAGUCUGCAGGUUUAUAUGGAGACUGGAGUUCCACACAGUCGGCUUUUGGAGGAGCAGCAAGGACAGGAUGGAGGAGAUUGUCUUGGGGGUCCCUUGCGGUUCCAGAAUCCUUGCAUCUUCUGGCUGCACUACGAAACGAAUGCUCUGGAUGAGAGGUUGGACAAGCGUGUGGAUCAGAUGUUGUUGCUUGGGCUGAUUGAUGAGCUCAAAGAUUUUCACCAACGCUUCAAUGACAAGAAGCUCAAAGAGAACAGUCAGGACUAUCAGCGUGGCAUAUUCCAGUCUAUUGGCUUUAAAGAGUUUCACGAGUACCUGACAGCAAGUGAGAACAUAAGUCAGGAAGAAUGUGACAAACUGAAGAUUAAAGGACCUGCUAGCAAUGUGCCACCAGUUUAUGGUCUGGAUGUGACAGACGUGACCAAUUGGGAGACUACUGUACUUACCCCUGCUCUAGAGAUCCUGGACUGCCUUCAAAAGGGAGAACAACCAUCUGCACAGCCAAUCAGAGCAGAGGGGGUGGAUUCUCGCAACAAGCGGAGUUAUCACAUGUGCGACCUGUGUGAGAAGUUGAUCAUUGGUGACUUAGAAUGGACGGCACACCAGAAGUCCAGAAACCAUCUUUAUCAAGUCCGCACGAGGAGAAAAGCCGAGCAGGCCUCAGAUCAGGACCCAAACGCUACCAAACAUCAAAUGUCAGUGACAGGCAGGUACCUGUACUAUAGCGCUCCCCUCUUUGGAUCUCUUGGGGUCGAGCUCACAGACGGACCAAAGAAAUGAAGUGCUCAUAAUGUAUUUUUUUAGAUCAGUGGAAGAAGGAUGCUUUCAGUUUGACUGGUUGGCAGUGAGCAGCAGUGAUACUUCAACUCUCCCUUUGGAGUAGCAGAACACACUUCAGGUUCUGUGAUUUUUGGACACCCAUAUUUGAUGUUUUUUCCAUCUGCCAAAGACCAAAGGGUACGGCUGAUUUCUGGAUUUGGAUUCUUGUGCUGGACAGAUGUCUUCCCCGCUGCUAUUUUGUCUGAGCGGUGCACUUUAUAACCACAUCUAACCGCAUCUGAUGCUCUUUUAAACCACACUGUGGCGAGCUAUGCCUAACCUCUUUGGCUGUUCUGACUGAAUUCGAAAUGCAUCACUGCUGAUGUUGGAUUACUGGAUCAAAUUUUUCCCUGCAGUUCAAAAAUGGAGGUUAUUUUUUCGUUAUUAAAUUUGGUGCCAGAUUUUAUUUGGAAGCCUUAAAUUUUGUAAUUGUCUGAUCAGUUUGGGUCAGAAUGUAACAAUGACUUCAAGCGGACUUUCUUCCUCAGGAUUGCCAGUGCCUUUGCUUUUUCUGUGAUGACGUCCUACCAAAAAUGUAAUUUAUACACCCUCAUGCCGUUCCAAAACCAUUAAUUCUUACAUGGAACAUGUAAGCUGCUCUUUUCCAUACAUUGACUUAUAUAAUAUUGCAUAUAAUAUAUAUAUAUUUUUUUUCAUCUCAUUGUAACUUGUAUGGAAAAGAGCAGUGUGAACAUUCUUCAAAAUAUCUUCUCCACAGAGUUUUUAAACAUUAUGAGGCUGAAUCAAUUAGACUUAAUCCUUCACAUUUUAAGACUCAGUAUUAAGUGUUUUUUAUUUCUUGACUUUUACAGAAUGAUCUGUCUGUCACUGCAUAUAUUAUGUAAAUGUAAUUAAAGAGCAUUUUAUCAUUUUUUUA
Molecule: messenger RNA, 2308 nt
Organism: Cyprinus carpio (common carp)
Lineage: Eukaryota; Metazoa; Chordata; Actinopteri; Cypriniformes; Cyprinidae
Product: tRNA dimethylallyltransferase-like
Exons: 10
Coding region: 76-1392 (438 amino acids)
Biological process (GO): tRNA modification
Cellular component (GO): mitochondrion
Molecular function (GO): tRNA dimethylallyltransferase activity
Source: RefSeq, a predicted model, not a curated record